This is a messenger RNA of Drosophila arizonae, 566 nucleotides long. RefSeq names its product prefoldin subunit 4 (gene Pfdn4). NCBI's taxonomy places the organism in Eukaryota, Metazoa, Arthropoda, Insecta, Diptera, Drosophilidae. The record is from RefSeq and is a predicted model, not a curated record. Gene Ontology annotation, biological process: protein folding. Gene Ontology annotation, cellular component: cytoplasm; prefoldin complex.
UUUUCAGCUCGAACAACAAUCCAAGUUGCGAACGCCAACUGUUUGUAAAAACAUUAAUUUAUUAAAGAAAACCUUAUAAAAUUGAAUCGAAAUGGCCGCGAAAGUAGCUAGCAGCACAAGCAAGGUGUUUCAAAAUCACGACGAUGUGCAUAUUUCCUUUGAGGAUCAACAGCGUAUCAAUCGCUUUGCCAAGCACAAUGUGCGCAUGGAUAACUUGAAAAUGGAGCUGGAGAUGAAGAAGAACGAUCUCAAAUGCGUGGAAGAGGCACUGGAAGAAAUUGAGCUAUUCGACGAGGAUGAAGAUAUUCCCAUUCUGAUUGGCGAAGUAUUUCUCUCACACAAACUGAACAAAACACAACAACUGCUCGCUGAGACGAAAGAAGAAGCCAUUAAAGAAAUUGCCAGCAUUGAGGCCAAGGCAAAGGUCAUCAAGGCAGAGAUGGAUGAGCUCAAAGCACAUCUCUAUCAGCGGUUCGGCAGCAACAUCUCCCUGGAAAACUAGGACUAAGCAGACGAUAACAAGUGAAACAUUUUCAAUCAAAUAUAUAUACUAAAUUUAAUUUAAA